Talpa occidentalis (Iberian mole) is the source of this 2042-nucleotide messenger RNA. RefSeq names its product angiopoietin like 4 (gene ANGPTL4). Gene Ontology annotation, molecular function: enzyme inhibitor activity. The record is from RefSeq and is a predicted model, not a curated record. Lineage: Eukaryota; Metazoa; Chordata; Mammalia; Eulipotyphla; Talpidae. The transcript is spliced from 7 exons. Gene Ontology annotation, biological process: triglyceride homeostasis. The coding region runs from base 128 to 1297 and encodes 389 amino acids.
CCGAGGCUUCCCUGUGGCCGCGCCCCAGCGCGUCUCCGGCUCAUCCCCAGCCCGCGUCGGGCCUGCGUCCCCGCGCCCCUUGGUUACCGAGUCCCGCGUCCCGCGUGCCGCGUCCAGCCCUCCUAAGAUGCGCGGCGCACCCUCGGCCGGGGCAGCCCUGGUGCUGUGCGCGGCCACCGCCGGGCUGCUGAGCGCGCAGGGCCCCGCCCCGCCCGAGCCGCCCCGCUUCGCGUCCUGGGACGAGGUGAACGUGCUGGCGCACGGGCUCCUGCAGCUCGGCCACGGGCUGCGAGAGCACGUGGAGCACACCCGGGGGCAGCUGGGCGCGCUGGAGCGACGUCUGGGCGCGUGCGGGGCCGCGUGCGAGGACCCGGAGACCCUCCACAGUUUGCAGACUCAGCUCAAGGCCCAGAACACCAGGAUUGAGCAGCUCCUCCAGAAGGUGGCCCAGCAGCAGCGGCACCUGGACAAGCAGAACCUGAGGAUCCAGAAACUACAGACCCAGGUGGGACUCCUGGCCCCCGCGCACCUGGACCACAGGCUGACCAAAGCCGCCAGGAGAAAGAGGCUCCCGAAGAUGGCCCAGCUUGCUGGCCCAACCCACAACACCAGCCGCCCGCACAGACUGCCCAGGGACUGCCAGGAGCUCUUUGAAACUGGUGAGCGGCAAAGUGGACUGUUCCAGAUCCAGCCUCAGGGGUCUCCGCCAUUCCUGGUGAACUGUGAAAUGACCUCAGAUGGAGGCUGGACUAUAAUUCAGAGGCGCCACGAUGGCUCCGUGGACUUCAACCAGCCUUGGAAAGCCUACAAGGUUGGCUUCGGAGACCUCCAAGGGGAGUUCUGGCUGGGCCUGGAGAAGGUGCACAGCAUCGUGGGGGACCGGGACAGCCGCCUGGCUGUGCAGCUGCAGGACUGGGAGGGCAACGCUGAGUCCCUGCAGUUCCCCAUGCACCUGGGCGGCGAGGACACGGCCUACAGCCUGCAGCUGACCGCGCCCGUGGCCAGCAAACUGGGUGCCUCUGCCGUCGCCCCCAGCGGGCUCUCCCUGCCCUUCUCCACCUGGGACCAGGACCAUGACCUCCAGGGGGACAAGAACUGUGCCAAGAGCCUCUCUGGUGGCUGGUGGUUCGGCACUUGCAGCCACUCCAACCUCAAUGGCCAGUACUUCCGCUCCAUUCCCCGCCAGCGGCAGCAGCGCAAGAAGGGCAUCUUCUGGAAGACCUGGCGGGGCCGCUACUACCCUCUGCAGGCCACUACCAUACUGAUCCAGCCCACCGCGGCCUGGGCAGCAUCAUAGCCUCCUUGGGGGGCCUGGCCGCAGGCUCCUAAAGGACAGUGACUUUGACUGUGGCCCAGCAUGUGGCCGCCCCCUGCCUGGGCAGGAACUCUGGGUCCAGGCCAUCUGGAACCUCGUGGUCAGAGACGCCUACCACUGCAGAGGUCCCCAUUCUGAGUGGGGGCUACAGGCGCUGUCUCGGAGAAGGGCAGAGCUGGCAGAGCUGUCAGGCUGCCGCGCACAGACCCGGGAAGCGUGGGCCUGAGUGGCGCUGAGGCGCUCUCCCCGCCCGCCCAGGGUGGACACAGGUGAACUGCUUGGGGGCCGUCAGACCAGCCCUCAGUGGUGGAUUCAGUCACAUUGACUGGCUGAGCCCCGGGCACCCUCGUGGAGCCACUGUGUGGGUGCCAUGGGGAUGUGGGUGCCACAGGGUGAACUGGCACCGAUGAUCUGGGUGGAGCUCAUAGAAUUCUUGGAAUAAAAGCAACCUCAGAACAUCUCGUUCUUUGUCCUUUGGUUUGUUUUAAAAACGGGCUGUUUCAAAGUUCACAAAAACAUGUUCCCAGGGUGGAGGGCGAGUGUUCUCAGGUCCCUUGAGGCCAAGUGGUUAUUCCUACCAUUUCAACAACUGAUUUUAAUUCCAUUUAUUAUCUCGUGAUGUGUUAUCUGUCGUGUGUAUUUUUGAAAUUUCAAAACCAAACCGUUGUGUGAGUCAUUGUUCCGCAAGCAGGUGAGAGAGAAGACGGAGGGCCCUCCCUGACCUGCA